Halteromyces radiatus is the source of this 1629-nucleotide messenger RNA. RefSeq lists its product as uncharacterized. The record is from RefSeq and is a predicted model, not a curated record. NCBI's taxonomy places the organism in Eukaryota, Fungi, Mucoromycota, Mucoromycetes, Mucorales, Cunninghamellaceae. The transcript is spliced from 3 exons. The coding region runs from base 19 to 1629 and encodes 536 amino acids. Gene Ontology annotation, molecular function: protein binding.
UUUUUUUUUACGAUACCGAUGUCUCACUUAUAUCAAAGUGAAGGUUUUCCUCAUAUUGUUCAAUCUGGUCGAAACACGGAACUCCAAAACUUAUCCUCUCCCAAUCAAAAUCGAAGUCUGGCAUCAAGGCACGCAAGUAAUACUCUACAACUUGAUAGCAAGGACACUGAAAUUAACAAACAAACAAUGAUGGAACAUACUGGAACUACUAUAAAUUCAGGUACCAAACGACCACCAUUAGAACAAGACAAUGUGAUAGUCCGUAACCCAAAACGGAAACAACCACUCAAGGUAGUUUUGAAACGGGAAGUCGCCACCAACCAUACCCCUUGUACUUCGUUACCUCUUCUUCCUCAAGUUAUCCGUCCAUCAUCUAGCACAAAUUAUACUCGAUCCAUCCAAAAUUUACCCACGACACAACAACAACAAAAUGGUACAAUCUCACCUCCUCUCCAACCACGCUGGAAUAGUCAAUCCUCUAUGCUGUUUUUGGCCCUCAAGCAACAUCCAGAUCACGCAAUGCCUCGAAUAAACCUAAUUAAAACCGCUUUGGCUUUGGACAAAUCUAUUAGUCUUGAAAGAAACUUACCUUUGACUUUUCGUGGAAAGACACCUAAGAAUUCUGCUUCUGCUAUAUUGACGAACAAUCAUGGUCGCCACUUUGAAUCCUUCAGACCUCCUGGUAGUCGAUCCAUGCACUUUCGAUUGACAUUUAAACCUGCUAAUUUCCCUCAAGCUGUAGCUACAUAUCAACGUUGGAUGAAGAUUCUAGUUACCCAUGAUUGGCCACUAUGCUUUGGGAAACCUACGCGUUCCAAAUUAUCUUUUGAUAAUGAACAAGUUUUACCAACACCUCGAACAUCAAAUUCUACUACCAAUACAACUGUAUCAACAUCAUCACUCGAUGCUACUUUGGAUCACAAAUCGGUUGAACAGCAUCAUGCAACAGCAACAACAACAACAACAACAACAACAUCAUCAUCAUCAUCAUCAUCAGAAAGACUUCGGCAACGAAUGAUGAAAAAAGAUGAAAGUGACAAGGAAAAUCAAACCCAAUCCUCACCUCUUGUAACGAGUGAACAAUCAAAGAAUACGGAAACAACAAUAUAUGACAAAACCAUGGAAGAACAAGGAAUAUGUGCAUCCAUAUUAUGGACAAUCUCUGGUGAUGAUCGUGCUGAUGUCGAUACCCCUGAUAUUCCUACUGGUUGGAGAGAUAUAGUUCGUGUGGAACAUAAAUCAAAUAGGAACAAAGAUGAUCUAUGCCAUUCAGUAUACGCCAAACGUCGUUUACCACCAAACACACCUCUUGGAUUUUACUUUGGCACGCCAACUACCGAAGAUGAAUUUGAUGUAUUCAAACAAGUGCAAGGAGCCACUAGGAAAUAUUGUGUCAUGUAUGGACAUACGGUUCUGGAUGCAACAGACGAUCAAGGCAACUUAUUUUUGGAUGAAACUCAAGAAGAUACAAAGAUAUAUUGUCCAUUCCAUUUUAUGCGUCAAGUGAAAACACCUGAUGAUGCCAACAUUCUGUUAUUAAAGGGAAAAAUCGAAAAUCAAGUCAUAUGCUGGACUAAAAGGGAAAUCAACGAAAAUGAAGAGCUUUUGAUAUUCUUAGCUAGUGAAUGA